CAUAGCCUGCCUCAUCUCCCUUACGGGUCAACUAGGUAAAAUGGUGUUCUCCAUCACCCGGAAAUCUACCGGAUUCGUCACCCCUGCUGAGCCGACCCCGACUGAGAUCCUUCCACUAUCCGCCAUUGAUCGCAUCGAGGGUCUGCGCUACUUGGUGCGAUCGGUUCAUGUGUUCAAGAGCGGCGUGAGAGCGGCAGAAACUAUCAAGCAAGCUAUGUCGAAGGCCCUCGUAACUUAUUACCCUUUCGCUGGCCGGUUCAUCAAUGAUCCUGAAGAUGGUGAAGUGAAGUUAGCGUGUCGAGGCCAAGGCGUGUUGUUCGUUGAGGCUGUCGCUAACUGUAGUCUUGAGGAUGUGAGGUUUCUUGACUAUCCGCUGAUGAUCCCGCAGGAUGAUAUCUUUCCGGAGCUCUCGCAAGAUAUUAUUGAGUCAGUCGACAUUCCAUCCAUGAUGCAG
This is a messenger RNA of Phalaenopsis equestris, 454 nucleotides long. RefSeq names its product acyl transferase 4-like. The record is from RefSeq and is a predicted model, not a curated record. The transcript has a single exon. The annotation marks the transcript as partial. Lineage: Eukaryota; Viridiplantae; Streptophyta; Magnoliopsida; Asparagales; Orchidaceae.